This is a messenger RNA of Cercospora beticola, 2001 nucleotides long. RefSeq lists its product as uncharacterized. The record is from RefSeq and is a predicted model, not a curated record. NCBI's taxonomy places the organism in Eukaryota, Fungi, Ascomycota, Dothideomycetes, Mycosphaerellales, Mycosphaerellaceae.
ACGGCGAGCUGCCCGAUGGACGCUCAACUUGGCUAUAACAGCGGAAGAGACGAUGCGGCCACGUCGGUGUACGGUCUCCCGCUCAUAUUCAGGCAGGAGCCACCCGCAGCACGAUACCGUUGCACUUCACAUUCACUUUUGAUCAAUGUGAAAGUCGUCUCGAAAACGCAAACGCCAAGACGCAUGUGCGCGCAGCUGAUCAGGCAGUGGCCAUGUCAAGUUGAUCGCGAUUCCUUCCUUUUCACCAUGCGCACCAACUUCAACACCUUGGGCAGAUAUGGCUGAUGCCGUGGAGAAGCUGUGCAGCAUUGCGAAGGCGCUCCGCCUGUGCCGCCAAUGCGAAACUCGACUCACAGGCAUCCGCAGCCAACAAGCAGAUGAUCCGCCGUUACUCGACCUUCCAAUUGAAGACAUCGGAAAACCUAUCAGGGAGGACCCCAAGCGCGGACGCAGUCGUACGCCGCGACAACGAAGCACAGCUUCCAGCAAAUCGCAGGCGUCCUCAGCACGCGAAAUUAUCGAGCAACCCUCGAACGAGGUCAUCUACAGGAGAUGCUUCAUCAACAAUGUUCGCAGCGUCGAUUGCGACUUCCAAUCCUUCUCCGUAAAAGACUGUGACUUGGAGAACGUCACUUUCAGAGGCUGCUCGUUCUCCAACGUCGUCUUCGAGGAUAUCAAGCUCAAGAACGUCACGUUCUUCAAUGUUGACUUCCGAAAUGUCUGGCUGAAGAACAUCAAUUGGAUAUGCGCUCUUUGGGAUGGCGUCGGUUUGGCUGAUGCUGUGGUAACCGGAUACGACUUCUUGCGUCAACUCGAAGACGAGAAGCGACCAAAACUCGUUCUCUCGCUCAAGGCCAGACCAACAAGCAAGCUCAGCAAGACCAUGAUUCUCCAUCCGCACAGAGCGCAGAGCUCCAGAGCCGUGCAGGAUGGCGAGUCCGAAAUUGUCUGUCAGGGGAUUGUCCAAGGUUUACUGCGACUGCCUGAUAAAGUCGUCGAUCGAAUAUUGGAUCAUCUCUUCCCGCGAAUGCAUAGAGAGCAAAUCGUGAUGAGUGAUAUCCCGAUUACAGCUCUCAAGGACCAAAAUUCUCAGACAUCGUACGUCACACGUAGUCCUUUUGGAUUCCGCUCAGCUCCAUUUUCCUAUCACGGCUGGCCGUCACCGAAUGCCUCGAAGACUGCAAGCGAACAGGCAGACCACUCGAGCUUUCACUUCUGUCUGCCUUUCCUGCGCGUUUCGAAACAGUGCUACGAGCUUGGCGUACGGCAUGUCUACGACAGGCGCCUCUACUUCGAUGACAAGCCUGAGCGGUGCGUCGCGUUCUUGCAGGAUCACCAAUCGCCUGAGCACAAGUGCCUAGCCAUUGCUCUGAGACACUCAUCCCAGACAGACCCCACUGCUUGGCGUCGACUUUUCGACAUGCUUCUUGAUGACAAAAAUGCUAUCAACGAGCUCAGUGUGGAGAUAUCGAGCGAGUUCUGGAGCAGCAGCAUAUGGCGUGGCAAGUGUUGGCCAGAGACUCUGAUCGGCUGGAAAGGGUGGAAUGCAGUCUGGCAGCCGCUGCUCAGUGAUCCCAAAGAUUCAGAGAAGAGCUUCUUGGAAGCCGUAGCAAGAUUACCAGGAUCGAGGUUGCAAAGUGGGAAGGCCCCAAAGAAAGCGGAGGAUGUGAGGUUCUUCUUGACCAUACAAGGCGCGGAUGGUUUCCCAAGUCGCGAGGCGUUCGUGGAUGAGGUUCAGAUGAAACUUCGUAUGCGUAUGCUCGGGGUGGCAGAGCGAUAAAGUGGAAGAUUGUAUGCUUUGAAUGAGUUUCCAAUGGGACAUAGCGUUCCCCAGAUAGAGGGCCAACAGUCACCUCUAAGUCAAUGACAUUCGGUGACAUAAGCAUAGACGCUCGACUUUUGCUGAUGCUGGUACGGUAGCAGGACUGCGGGUGAGGUCCAUCUAGAGUGUUGAACAUGAACACUUUCGAAAGCUACCAUCUUCCCCGACCACCAAGAAGC